This is a messenger RNA of Penaeus vannamei (Pacific white shrimp), 2309 nucleotides long. Lineage: Eukaryota; Metazoa; Arthropoda; Malacostraca; Decapoda; Penaeidae. The record is from RefSeq and is a predicted model, not a curated record.
AUGACUCUCCCAGCUCUCCACCCUACCCGGCUAGGCAGUUUGGCACCUCCGGAAAGCAAUCGAGAUGACCUAUUGAGACUAAAGCCUGCCCCUCCCAGCAAACCCUGCACAUCUUCUCCAGGGAAAGUCGGGUCUUGGAAGCUAGCCGGAAGCCAGACCGAAGAGGAAUGGAACUUAGCACUUGCCGGGGAAAUACGCCCAUCCGGUCGUUUUAGUUGGAGGUCGCAGUGUGGGUUUCAGGUGGCAGCAAGUGGAGUUGCAGCAAAGAUCGUACUCACUGAUGGUAAUGCCAUAUCCGUCAACAAUGUCCAAGUGUCCUUAGAGCGCAAUGACCUGCCCACAGAGACCACCGCCAGCUUGUUCUUUGAUGAGGGAAGAGAGAGUCUACUGUACAGCCUGCUUGCUGUACUGCGUCCGGGUGGAACAGCGCUUGUUGUCGCUCCAGCACGCAGUGGAACUUUCCAGUUGUUUGCCUCCAUGUGUAGGCCACACUUCAGAGUUGUUGUGGUCGAGAAAUAUGAUGGCAUCGUGGAUGAUCAUGUCCGAAAGUGUGCACAAGACCCACACUACAACGAUAACCUCCACUUUCCCCUGCUGAUGAUACUGAAGAAACUGGGAAACAGUUGAGCUGUUGUGUGCAGCUAUUUGUAAGAUGUCCCUUGGCAUACUCUUGUAUAAGACAUCUGCUUAGUUGCAAACAGAUUGACACUUGUUUUUUUUUUGUGUGGUUGGGAGUGUGUGCGUGUGUGUGUGUUAGCUUGUGUGCUUGCAUAUGUGUGUUUGUGUCAUGGAGUAUAGCUGGUCUUUGGUCUUAACAGACAAUCAGUGUAUGUAAUGUCUAAAGUAUUCCAUACUUUGUUUUCCUACUACAGUAUUACAGAUCUUUAUAUAAGUGAUAGUAUGGCUGCCUUGCAUGCAUAACCACAAGAAUUCUAUCCCAUUCAUAGAAUUAUGUGCAAAUGGAAAAUGUGGACUGAUUUGAUCUGACUUUACUUUGAUAUUCAAGUAAAAAUUGCCCAUGGCAGGUUAUGAAUCUAGAGUGGGAUAGAGUACAGAUAUAUUGUUAUAUCAGUUUCUGGAGAUGGUAAGAGAAGGCCAUGGAGACAAACUUAUAAACUCCAUAUCAUGAUUAAUAGCGAGAUUGCAUCAGGCAGUUGUUGUGACAACUGUUAUGUUGGUGACCUAUGUUUAUUAGAUCAGGUACAAAUGCCUGUCACCACACUUUAGCAUGUGCAAGUGUGUCUUAUUUAACUGUGGCCUAUUGCUAUGAAAUGUGCUUUACGUAUUAUUAAGAAGUCUUUUGAAACAUAAGGUCAUCAAAACUAGAUGAACAGUAUUAGCUACAUGGUCUGAAACUCACUGCCAAGGUGAGGUGUCCCAUAAAAGACAUGAUUAAGGCUGUGAACUCCAAUCAUGUUUCUUAACUAGUCAGGAUUUUACACUUAGCUUGUAUUCCAUUGUUUUGUGAAAGAUGAUGCAACUUUUUAAAGGGGUGAUAUGACAUGAAUUGUUUACAUUGUUCUAAUUGGCCAUUUUAGGUAGAGAAGUUGUGUGCACUUGUAUAACAGCCUUUUUGUUUUAUUAUUAUUUUCCCGCUUUCAGAGAGUCCAAUAUUAGUAUGACAAUAAUGUGUUGACAAUACUGUGUAACAAGAAAAGAAAUGUAGUCUCAUUUUCUUGCUUGCAUAUCAAAGCUGUACAUUACAGGCAUUAAGGCUCUGUUGUUAUUUCUGUCUCUAGUGAUCUAGUCAAUGUCUAUUCUCGGGCAACUCUAGACAAGGGUCAUUUUGCCCAUUGCUUCUUCACUGGCACUCAUCCAAAUGCAUUAUUUUCAUUUGAUGUUCUGUUUGAUCUACAGGUAAGCUGCCUUUUCAGGAGACAGCCAAGAUUUGCGGAAGCAAUCAUUAAGAUAUUUAUGCAGAUUAAGUAGUUAGUCUCAAUACUCAGUUUUAUCAUGUCCAGUAGGAACAUUUCCGUAACAUAAAUACAAGCUUCUUACCAACAGAAGCAAUUUAUAAAUGGCCACACCUUCAACCUGAGAUGGUUUAGGUGUGAGUGGAAAUAGAUGUUAGAUGAUUGGUUAUUACCUGCUCAUAAGUAUGAUGUACAUGAAAAGAAUAGGUAAUUAAUGUGCUCAAUGGAUCUUAUAGUUCUCCACAAAAAAUGGCUGCAGAACCAAGUUGGAUAUGUAUUUGAAGUUCUAAUUACUCCUUAGUGUAAUGGCAGAAAGUAAUUUUUGAGGAAAUCUGCUGAUUUAGUGAAUAUUGAAGGACAAGGUUAUAUUCAGUCAUGUAUAUUCUAAAAUCAUAU